UUUAGUGAAGACGUGGUAGAAGAUGGAACCUUUCCUUUCUGGUCGUUUAUUCCGUUCCAGCAAUACCAAGGUAGGACCUUUCUCUGUUCCACAUUAUUCUAAUCAUUCAAGAUAUUUUUACCAUUAUUUUAUCAAACGAUCCAAUCGUACUCAACUUCCUCCCUCGUAUCUUUGAAUUUCCCUAUGCCUUCUUGUUUUUUCCUUUCCGAAAUCUCUCUCGCUUCUGUUUGCAGCAGGAAAAAGACUUUUUCUCCAUCGUCCUAAAAUUUCCCAUUCACUGUUCCCAUAUAAUUCCAUCGCGAAUCAUAGUUUGCUUUCUGAAACCUGACAUUCCUGCUGGUCUCCCGCAGCGUCAGAAGCCCAGUCGGCGUGUUUGGUUGCCGAGAAAACAAGCCCAGAAAACGGUUAUAUCCGGUUGUUGCGGUGUCACCGUGUUCUUUCGGUGUGUAAAAGGCGUUUGAUUCGGGUACGAAUGGGGUGAGAUAUAGAGAAGUGGAAAAGGGAAUGACAUCCUUCUGGUAGAUCCAGUGGCUGCAUGGGAGGCUUAUUGCACCUUUUUGAUUUCAACCAGGGCAGCAUGGCCAGAAAGCUUUUUACACAUAAGAAGCAUGAUGGCGGCCUUGAUGCUCCAAGAAAUAGCCUGGAGAUGCAGGUAGAUCCUCAGAGCUAUUGUGACACAGGAGAUUUGCCGGUUGAAGAAAACUGGUCUAGAAAGAAUAAUCCAUUGGAAAGUUCAAUGAAGAAAUUGAUUAAUGAGGAAAUAUCCAAACAUUCGAGUACCAGACAAAAUACACCAAACAUCGUGGCCCGACUGAUGGGGAUGGAUAUGUUGCCAGUGGAACCAAAAUCUGCAGUUGUGGAAGAAAAAAGAGAAAAUAGGAGAACGAAGUCUUCAAAGAAGGAAAUGAAGGGAAGGAGCUCAGUUGGUCGCGUCUCUUCUAACUUAAAUUCCUCCAAGCAGAUAGAUCUUGAUUCUUAUUACCACAGUAAUGACAGAGAUGCCACUAGGUGGAGCGAUGAACAGAAAAUCGAAAAUCCAAGGCGUAGAGAACAUCCUCAAGAGAAGGAACUACAAAAGUUCAAGAAAGAAUUUGAAGCAUGGCAAGCUUCCAGGUUUAGGGAAUGCUCAAGGUUUCACGAAAUUGAUAGCGACCUCAACGAAGAAAAGAUGGCAGUUUCAGGGCAUAGAACAACUCAGACAACUUUAGAACGUAAGGAUCAUGCAGUAAAAGAAAUCUCACAUGAAGAAAGUGAUUUGCAACAUCGAGGAAAUGAGUUUUCGGAAUUAUUCCCAGCUGAGCAGAAGGGAUCUUUUUCUUCAAGAAGCAAAAGAACCAUGAGCUUAGACUUUGAGCAAUCUUCCCUGGUGAGUUCUAAGAAGAGAUUUGAGUCAUUCGACGCGUCUUCUCCUCCUACAAGGAUAGUUAUCUUAAGACCUGGUCCCGAUAGACUUUGCAACCAUGAAGAGGCUUGGACAGGUUCUUCAAACACUCUAGAGAGGAAAGGUGGCAUAGAAGAUUUUCUCGAGGAGGUGAAAGAACAACUAAGAUGCGAGCUGCAAGGGAAAAUGCAUAAAAGGGGUUCUGUUGUCCGAGGAAGUGGAAUUGAGACCCCGUUUAGCGAACAGCCAUCAUCUCGAAAGCAGAUUGCUCGACACAUUGCAAACCAGGUCAGGGAAAGUGUGACUAGGGACCUUGGCAUGAAUUUGCUGAGAUCAGAAUCGACAAGAUCAUACAGAACUGAAAUGCAGUUCAAUGCAUCAGGUUCCCCGGAAUUUAUGCAUAGAGAUACUAAAAGAAUUUUGUUAGGGAGACUGAGAAAUGUUUCAAAAAUAGAAACAGAACUUCAUGAUCCUUCAUUAGUUUCCGGGAGAUCUAGGUUAUCUGCAUUAGACUACGAAAGGGAAAGGGGAGUAGUGAAAGAUGAACAUGAAAACACAAGAUCAUUCAGACAUGGAUCACAUGGAGAUGAAGUGCUUGAUAGAGAGUUGUCCCCUAGAAACCUCAUUAGGUCCUUAUCCGCCCCAGUACCCGGAACAUCUUUUGGGAAACUUCUUCUGGAGGACCGUCAUGUUUUAACCGGUGCUCACAUUCAGAGGAAGCAUGAAGGCAUUGGACCUGUGUCCAUGGAGAUGAAACAUCAGAAGAAAGAAAGGUUUAAUUUUAAAGAAAAAGUUUCCAAUCUCCGAUACAGUUUUAUGCUUAGGGGGAGACUUUUUGGCAAAAAAAAUCAAUCAGUUCCGGAAUCACGUCAUACUGAACGGUAUCCUAUGAAGGAUAUCAUGAGCGGGCCAACAGUGAUUACGAACUCUGGAGAGAGACAUGAUAAUUUCACCGAGGUGCCUCCUAGUCCUGCAUCUGUAUGCAGCACUGCUCGGGAAGAGUUCUGGAGGCCAACUGAUUAUCUUAGUCCAAUAUCAACUCCGAGUGCAACUCCACGAGAAGAUGGUAUCGUGCCACAGGCUUUUAGGGACAUCAGCGAUAAUCUGAGUGAGCUACGAAGGCAACUGAACCAACUCGAGUCUAAUGAGCCUGAGGGGAUUAAAGUUGAGGAAGCGGUUGAGUCUGAAAUGGCUAGGUUAGACAACCCAGCAGAGGUUUACAUACGAGAUUUGCUUGUCGUUUCUGGUUUGUACGAUGGAUCAUUUGAUAAAUCACUAUCGAGAUGGGACACAUUUGCGAAACCAAUCAGCAACUCAGUGUUCGAAGAAGUGGAAGAAUCGUAUAAAAACUUGGCCAACAAGCAAGAUCCUUCAGCAACAGAUCACAAUGAGAUGGUAAAUCACAAGGUGUUACGCGAUUUGUUGAACGAAGCUCUUUCAACAGUUCUCGGACCACCAAUAAGCAUGCCAAACUUCCGGAGAAAAAUGAUCAACUCCUCUGCGCUGCCACCAUUACGUGGCAAGAAGUUGUUGAAUUGUGUGUGGCGAAUCAUCUGCGAAUGCCUAUAUCCUCCAACUAAUGUAUCCUGUUACUCACUCGAUGAUAUGGCCGCCCGGGAACUUGGAUCAGGUCCUUGGUCCGGCUUGAUGGACGAGGACGUUAAUGCAGUGGGACGAGAGAUCGAAAGCUUGAUCAUGGGAGAUCUUGUUCAGGAAAUUUUGUAUGAUAUGCAGUUAUUAAUGGAUUGAGUACAUAUAUUGGAAGGAAGUAAAUAUGUUUGUGUUUAUAUAUAUAAGUGAGUGUUGAUGGGAGAUUAUUGCA
Messenger RNA from Pyrus x bretschneideri (Chinese white pear), 3203 nucleotides. RefSeq lists its product as uncharacterized. The transcript has 6 exons. Lineage: Eukaryota; Viridiplantae; Streptophyta; Magnoliopsida; Rosales; Rosaceae. The record is from RefSeq and is a predicted model, not a curated record. Bases 536 to 3130 code for a protein of 864 amino acids.